GUGUAUGUGCCCUGAUGGCGGUACAGACUGCUGCCCUAGCUCUCCGCGCUCAGAUUCCUGGGCCCAGUUCCGGCCCCGCCCACACCCCCACCAUACCCUGAACAUUCCGGUGAUUCCGGUGACCGUGAGAGCCCAGACCCUAGAGAGCUAACUGACGAAAAUAAAUAAAUGCAGCAGAACAAGUCAGUAUGUGGGCACGGGCGGUCACAGCAUGUGGGUGAAUUCCGUGUGUGCUGGUGCGCACGGGUGCAAGUCCGACCACCCGUGCUCGUAUUUUAGGUGGACACGCGGGACGGUUAUCUGGAUACUGUGUGUCCAUGUGCACCUUCGCUCAGGUGGCGGUGGGACAUUCUUUGGUCCCCACAUACACCUGGGGAGAGCCCUUGGGCUCCUGGCAGAGCAGGCAAAAAGCUGGUCACAAGUCUAGCCUUCUGCUGGACCAGGCAGUCCCCAGCCUACCCUAACACUUCUCACUGGGGUCCUGAAGCAAGUACACCCCCCCUGCCUGCUGCAGCCCCCUCGGGGUUUCUCUCUCCUCCCUGUCCCCAGCCUACCCCUGUUCGGUGCCACAUCCUGGGCACUGAGCCAGAUUCUGGGGCUACAGAGGGAAGGGGAGAGACCCUGAUGUCCUCCUGAAGUUCACAGAGUGGGGAGGGGGAGGUAAGGGCGCGUCAAACUGGCUUCUCUGGGGAAGCAAGUGCCCAUUCGAGAGAGAAACCUCCAGAGAGGUCUGGAGAAUGCAUGAAUAAAGGAAUGACCACUGCCCACUUCAGCUUCUGCCGGACCCUCCUGGAGCACACGGUGUCGGCCGAGAGCAUCCCCUGCCCCCUGCCUCGGACCCCGGGCACCAGCCUCACGUGGCACGACUCCCGCAGCCAGAGGGCAGCUGGCAGCCGGCAGGUCAAGCUCCUUCAGCAGCCCGGCACCGAGGCCCCCCAGGGCCGGCUGUACUCUGACCACGAUGGCCUGUACCACACAAGCCCCUCCCUGGGUGGCCUGACGAGGCCCGUGGUCCUGUGGAGUCAGCAGGAUGUCUGCAAGUGGCUCAAGAAGCACUGUCCCCACAACUACCUCGUCUACGUGGAGGCCUUCUCCCAGCACGCCAUCACCGGCCGGGCACUGCUGCGGCUGAACGCGGAGAAGCUGCAACGGAUGGGGCUGGCGCAGGAGGCGCAGCGGCAGGAGGUGCUGCAGCAGCUGCUGCGCCUGCAGGUGCGCGAGGAGGGGCGGAGCCUGCAGCUGCUCAGCCAAGCUUCCUUCGGAAACAUGUCCUAGCUGCUGCCUAGGCUUGAACGCCGGACCUCAGCACUGUGACCGGAGCCCCUGACGAGCACGAGGCAGAGCUGGCCGUGCAGCCCCUCUCAGACCCCGCGUGACGCCCCAGGGGCCAAGCCCAGCCCCAUGGACAGGUGGGACGAGCGUCGCCACCUCCAGCCACCUCUGGUUGUGCACUCCGGGCAGGGCCUGGGAGUGGGCGGGCGGGCAGGCAGGGGCUGCUUGAGUGGGGCCCUUCCUCCCAGGACCUGAGCCCAGGCCCACCCCCUGGUGCUGCUGGCAGCAUGCAGGGCAGCCACCUGGGGCCAGAGCCGGUUUGGACACCCCCAGCCUCCCAAGGAGUCUGUUUAUUUAUAUUCCCUUCGCCGGCACCCUCCAUCGCCUGCUGAGUCACGCGUCUUCUAGGCACCCUGCCCUUGCCCAGGGCCAGAGGUCUGCCCCCUCACCCCGUUUACGCCCUCCCCCAGCCCCUAGAGGACUGCCACACAGGUGGGGUAAACUGCCAAGGUUCCCUUUGGUGUGUGGCCCUCCCCGUCCUUGCCCAGAGAACGGUCAGUGGCCCAGCCCAGCCAGCCACCGUGCCAAGGGCUCUCACUCAUUUUUGAAACCCUUACCACGCCCCCGUCUACUCACGGGGACUGGGACACACGCCCAAGGCCUGACCCCAGGAGGACCCCACGCCCAGUGCCAGGCUCACCUGUGUCCUGGCCUUAGGUUGGGGGACGGCUCCCUCCUCCCAGGGUCAUGGAGACUGCCUUCCAGGCUUAGUCAUGGGUGGGUGUUCCCACUGCCCCUUUCCCAGGAGAACCCGGAUCCACACAAGAACUGUUCUGACAGCUGCAGCCCCCAUGCCCACCCAGUGGAGACCCAGCCAGCACCUGAGCAACCACUCGUGGGCCCAGCAGCGGGAUAGCUAGGGCAGUCCUGGCAGCCCCACCCUCUUGCACCUCUGCCCACUCAACCCCCUGGGGAUUCUGAAAAUCUUGGAGACAGAUGGGGCUGAGCCACCAGAUCCCAAGCCGCGCCCUGUGCCAGCCUCAGGAUGGGAGGUUGGUUGUUGCAGGUCCCAUGUGGAAUUUGAACAACUGGCCUGGUGCCCCCCAUCCCAUGCGCCUCCCCAUGGGAAGCCCCUCAUCCUGCCCGGCUGCCCUGAAUAUCCCUGGCCACCUCAUGCCAUCACGACAUGACCCUUUCCAGGGAGCCCUUCCUGUCUCUCUCCCCUUUUCCCUCCCUGUCUUGGACCCUCAGCCCCGCUGUGUUCCUGUCUUAUCUUCCUUGUUUUGCGCUUUUUUAUAUUCUGACCAAAAAAUCAGAAAUAAAUUUGGUUCUCAAGUGC
Molecule: messenger RNA, 2611 nt
Organism: Aethalodelphis obliquidens (Pacific white-sided dolphin)
Lineage: Eukaryota; Metazoa; Chordata; Mammalia; Artiodactyla; Delphinidae
Gene: SAMD10
Product: sterile alpha motif domain containing 10
Exons: 5
Coding region: 742-1275 (177 amino acids)
Biological process (GO): cell surface receptor protein tyrosine kinase signaling pathway
Cellular component (GO): cytoplasmic side of plasma membrane
Molecular function (GO): protein binding
Source: RefSeq, a predicted model, not a curated record